AUUACUACCCCCUUUCCCCCCUCAUCCCCUCAAGUAUCCCCCUACCCCCCUUUCUUGUCCUACCCCUCUUCUCUUCCAUACCCCUUGACUUCAAGAGCGUCGUAGGCACCCCCAGUGGAAAAACACAGCACCCACUAUCUUCGCGCAGACGCAGGACUUCCGACGUCACGCACACACACACACACACACUCAAGGUCUGCUUCCCGACGAACACUUUACUUCAUCUCCUGAUUUGACGACACUCCCGACGAGCGACUAGCGUUGCUGUCCCCCAUCACCAUUAUCAUUACGACUAGAUAAUACACACGGGACUUUUCAACUCUCCCACGCCCUUGACACAGCCCCACCACCCUCACCCACUCUUCUUUGCCACACAACAUGGCACACCACACCGGCGGCUACCAACAGCCCCAGGACACCUAUAUGCACUCGAAUGCAUCCCAGUUCGACAAUCAAUACCAGAGCGGAGGAUACAGGGAUGAACCUGGAUAUACCGGACAGCAGACACCCCAGAGCGACUACUAUGGAGCCGGUGGAGAUGGCACUCACGACUCUGCCAGGUAUGGCGCCGGCGCUGGUGCUGUCGGCGGUACUGGCUACAACCCAGCUCAAGAGUCUGCCAACAAGUACUCGUACGCACCACCAAAGAAGACCAAGUCAAAGAAGCUGAUGUGGAUCAUCAUUGCCAUUGUUGCCCUCAUCGUUAUCAUUGGUGCUGUUCUCGGUGGAGUCUUUGGCUCUAGGGCAGCCAGCAGCAGUAGCAGCGGUAGUGGCGGUAGCGGUAGCGGCAGCGAAGCAGGUUCCGCCAGCAGCUUCUCCGGCCAAUCCGCCGCUGCUCGUGUGGCCAACAUCCCUUCUUCAGUCUCUUCGUCAGCUGCUGCUGCUGCCAGCGCUGGCGGCAAGAACGACGUCUUCUUCGAUGGCACUGACUUGUACGGCAACCCUUACUGGGUCAGCUCCAACCUCGACGCCUCUGCACCUGCCCAGGGCGAGGAAGUCGUCUCGUGCUCAGACUCCAACACACCCGACGGCACCCUCUCCGCUACCUCCCUUCGUAGCCACCCUCGUCUCAUGACCACUGGACCUGAGUGGAGCUGCCUCCCCCAGAAGAUCGCCAAAGACGCCUACCUUACCGUGUGGAACGCUUCGAUCUUCGCCAACGCGUCUGCCUUCUAUGAUCUUCCCCCUAUCAACUACACCUUCGAUGGUGACCCGGCCAGUGGCUCUGGUAUCCUCGACCCUGCUCGUGAGACCCAACUUCGUAUCAAGACCUGGGCGUACGCGUACAUGAUCAGCAACGACACCAAGUGGCUCGACAGGACCUGGACAGAGAUGGUCGCCGUCGCCGGUAACUCUACUACAGACGUUUGGGACGCCUCCGAAGACAUUCCUGGGGCCACAAAGAACGAGACUUGGAACCCAGACCAUUUCCUCGAUCUUGCUGAAUUGACUGCUGCCUUUGCCAUUGGAUACGACUGGCUCUACGACGCCUGGAAGCCUUCUCAGAGGGAAGCAAUCAUGUGGACCAUCAUCACCUUUGGACUCAACCAGGGUGUUGAUUACUACAAGACUGGCGCUGCCUGGUGGAGUGAGACCUUAAACGGUAACGGUAACUGGAACUGUGUCUGCAACUCGGGUCUCAUCCUUGGUGCCCUCGCCAUUUGGAGUGAAGACCCUACCGAUGCAUCACAGACCAUCAUCAACGAAGCUCUGCCCAACAUGCGCCAGAACUGCAUGCGAGGAGCCGGCAGCGAUGGAACCUGGUCCGAGACUCCCAACUACUGGUACUUUGGUACCAAUGCUCAGGCUCGCGCUCUCUCGGCGCUGAUCUCCUCCACUGGCUCCGACCAGGGUCUCAGUGCAGCCAACUCCAACUGGAACCUCACUGGACAGUACCACAUGUACGUCGGUGGCCAAGCUGGUCUCUUCGCAUACGGCGACAACGGACCCAACAAGUUCUCUACCAAUGCCAACGGAAUGUUCCUGUGGGGCAAGCUCGCCAACCUGCCCAUCUACUCUCUGUACCAGCGAGACCGUGCUGAUGCAGCCGACCCUCUGAGCAUGUUCUGGUACGACACUGGUGUCACCGGAUCCUUCUGGAAUGGCCUCGCCCUGGACAAGUUCUUCAACAACAACCACUCGUCGUGGGGCAGCAUGCGAAGCUCUUGGACCGACUUCACUGGUACUUACGUGGCCAUGAGGGCUGGUAAUGCCACUGGUUCGCAGACUCACGGAGAUCUGGAUGCUGGAGACUUUGUCAUUGACGCCCUGGGAACCCGUUGGGCCGGAGAGUACGGAAGCGGAAACUACCUUUCCACCGACUACUUCACAAGUGAGGCUCAGAACGCCGUCCGAUGGCAAUACUACCGCAAAGGUACGCAGGGUCAGAACACUCUGGUGAUCAACAAGGAGAAUCAGGCGGCCAGCUGCCUGCCCACCAACACCAUGGACUCGACUGGUGCCACGCAGAGUUCCAGCAUCAACUACGUUCCGGGCACCAGCGACAUCGCCUACUUCAUCACAGACAUGAGCGACUGCUAUAACCAGACUAGCGGUACGAUCAAGCGCGGUAUUCGAUUCCUCAAUGGCCGUCGUCAGGUCCUGCUGCAGGACGAGGUCUCGGGCGGCUCGGGUAUCACCUCGAUCGAGUGGCGUGUACAGACCAAUGCCACCAUCUCUCUCAAUGCCAACAAGACUCAGGCCACCCUCACCAUUUCCCAAGUGACCGACGCAAACUCCUGGGGUAACCUCUCCGACCCUCUCGUCUCUAAGCUGCCCCAGAAGCAGACGAUGCUGGUCAGCCUGAUCAACUCAGGCUCAGCCACUUUCGCCGUGGAGACUCCACCCGCGCGAGUGUACGGCAGCGACCCCAACACUGCUUCGGGUGAGCAGGGAGACCAGCCCAACCCUGGUGUGUCGGUGCUCAAGGUCGACUUCCCUUCGACGACGGGGAUGCUCCAGGUGCUGUGGCAGCCACAAUGGGAGAACCUGGGAGAUGCGGACAAGGCUACACCGAACAAUGUGUCGCUGUCCAACUGGAGUCUCACAUCGCACUAAGUCGCGAGCCGCUCAGCGCGAAGCGCGAGCGAAGGGAUGCGAGCGUCUGGCCAUAGAUGGACAUUGGCUCCCCUGCGUUCGACUGUUCUGCCACUUCCUGCUCCAGCUCCAGCCUCUUCUUCGGUCUUUCCAAUCAUCGCACACAUCGCAUCUUGCAAUCUCUCUCGGUCUUUCUUCCCCCACCCUUUCCCCCAUCUCCUCUUUCUUCCACUAGUCUUUUCCUAGCCUGCUUUGCCUUUUUCCCCACUCGCCCUCGCCUUCGCUUCGCUUCGAGUCGAUUUCUUUUCCAUCCAACUCGCGAUCCCUCUUCUCCUCUUGUACACUUCUUCCAUCUCAUCAAAGGCCCCCCUACCCCCCCUUUUUCAGUCAGACGAAAAAAAUCUUGAUCGACCGAUCGACAACAAGGACAAUACAAUACAAUGAACUACAAUGAUCAUACACUCCUUUU
Messenger RNA from Microstroma glucosiphilum, 3505 nucleotides. RefSeq lists its product as hypothetical. Gene Ontology annotation, molecular function: lyase activity. The transcript has 2 exons. The record is from RefSeq and is a predicted model, not a curated record. Bases 379 to 3057 code for a protein of 892 amino acids. Lineage: Eukaryota; Fungi; Basidiomycota; Exobasidiomycetes; Microstromatales; Microstromataceae.